UUUUCAUUUGUCAGUGCUUACAUGUACACAAAGAAAAACACAGACCCUCCUUCGAGUUUUGUCAGGAAUGUUCAUGUGUGUUGCAUUGAUAACGCGGGUGUGUGUUCACUGUGUGCGACGUGAGAGUCGAUAGGGAGUAAACCAACCCACGGAAUGGAACCACGGUGAUGACAGGAGAUUAUCAUGGCAGACCCAGAGUUGUCAAUGCAGAGUGGAGGCUAUGAUGUGGAGCUGUUUGUGGAUGCUCCAGAUUAUGAUCUGAUUUGCACCAUAUGCCAAGGGGUCCUCAGGUGUCCAGUUAGAGCUGCCUGCCACCACAUCUUUUGCAAGAAAUGCAUUUUACAGUGGCUCAAAAGGCAGGAGACCUGUCCUUGCUGCAGAAAGUCUGUUAACACAAGCUUGAUCUUUGUCAUGUUUAAAUUAAGCAAAUCUAUUGGACGCAUGAAAAUCAAGUGUAAGAAUGAGAUCCGUGGUUGUGCUGAGACCUUUUCCCUCUCAGAGCAGUACUGCCACAGUAUGAGCUGUCUGUAUGAGCUCAUCCCCUGUCCAUACCAAGGCUGUCGAGCACAGCUCCUCCGCAGGGAUCUGGACACCCAUGCACGCAACUGUGAACACUGGCGCCAGCCGUGCCACAUGGGCUGUGGGACAAUACUCUCCCACCGCACCCAGGCUCAACACAACUGCUACAAACAGCUGAGGCAGGAGUACGAAGCCAGACAGAGGAACCAUAGGGCCAUCGCCGCGGCCCUGCAGAGGAAGAUGAGGAGGAUGCAGAGCAGCAUGGCAUACAUAAAAAGGCAGAUAGGGUUGAUCUGUGAGAGCUUAGAAGUGAUGGAUGAUCUGCAUGAGGUGGAGGAGGAGGACCUCGGAGAGGGCAGCAGCAACAGCUUAAACGGUAACAACAACAGCAGCAACUGAGGGAUGAGUCAUGUUUUGCUACUCUUUGGCUGAGUAUGUGUUACCUUUUUUACUAUGUGUGUUUUUUGGAUUAUUAGGUAGAUAUGCAAUUGAAAUGAGUGUAUUUGUUACUGAAGUUACUGCUGUAGUUUAAUAUAUUUUGUAAAUAAAGUAUUUUACUUUACAGUGUGAUCAAACCUAUUCUUUCUUUUCAUUUAUAAAUAGUUUGAUAGCAAAACAAAAGGUAGUCACUAAAGGAAAGCAAGCUAUGAAAUAGUGAGAUAUAUGUAUAUAUA
Molecule: messenger RNA, 1193 nt
Organism: Betta splendens (Siamese fighting fish)
Lineage: Eukaryota; Metazoa; Chordata; Actinopteri; Anabantiformes; Osphronemidae
Gene: rnf151
Product: ring finger protein 151
Exons: 4
Coding region: 184-918 (244 amino acids)
Biological process (GO): regulation of canonical NF-kappaB signal transduction; positive regulation of JNK cascade
Cellular component (GO): plasma membrane signaling receptor complex
Molecular function (GO): zinc ion binding
Source: RefSeq, a predicted model, not a curated record